Propithecus coquereli (Coquerel's sifaka) is the source of this 1163-nucleotide messenger RNA. It is a transcript of the gene TNFAIP8L2, whose product is annotated as tumor necrosis factor, alpha-induced protein 8-like 2. Gene Ontology annotation, biological process: regulation of apoptotic process; negative regulation of T cell activation; negative regulation of inflammatory response. The record is from RefSeq and is a predicted model, not a curated record. Gene Ontology annotation, cellular component: cytoplasm. The coding region runs from base 118 to 672 and encodes 184 amino acids. The transcript is spliced from 2 exons. Lineage: Eukaryota; Metazoa; Chordata; Mammalia; Primates; Indriidae.
GCCAAAGGGCCUUUCACUUGGGAGCUUCUCCAUUCUGUCAGCUCUCCGGGAACAUCCAAGGCAAGACUGGCACCUAACACAGCAGUGAGUGACCACAUAUCCCAGUCCCCAGGAACCAUGGAGUCCUUCAGCUCAAAGAGUCUGGCACUGCAAGCAGAGAAGAAGCUACUGAGUAAGAUGGCGGGUCGGUCUGUGGCUCAUCUCUUCAUUGAUGAGACAAGCAGUGAGGUGCUAGAUGAGCUCUACCGUGUGUCCAAGGAGUACACGCACAGCAGGCCCCAGGCCCAGCGGGUUAUCAAGGACCUGAUCAAGGUGGCUGUCAAGGUGGCUGUGCUGCACCGCAGUGGCUGCUUCAGCCCCAGUGAGCUGGCCCUGGCUACCCACUUUCGAGAGAAGCUGCGGCAGGGAGCCAUGACCGCACUUAGCUUUGGCGAGGUGGACUUCACCUUCGAGGCUGCUGUUCUGGCGGGUAAGCUGACCGAGUGCCGGGAUGUGCUGCUGAAGUUAGUGGAGCACCACCUCACACCCAAGUCACAUGUUCGCAUCUGCCACGUGUUCGAUCACUUUUCUGACCCGGACCUGCUCACAGCCCUCUAUGGGCCUGACUUCACUCAGCACCUUGGCAAGAUUUGUGAUGGGCUCAGGAAGCUGCUGGAUGAGGGGAAGCUCUGAGAGCCCCAAAUCUAGCACAUUUCACCUUGGCAAAAUGGCUGACUGAGAAAACAACAGAUAAUGGGCUUCCUAACCCUGCUCAUCUGCACUAACGCUUUUCAAUCCUCAGGCUUCAUUCUUUCCCAGGAGCACUUUGACUCUGAGACCACCUCACCCCCAACCGCUGGUGGAGAAGGAGCAAUGCUGAGGGGUGAGGCCCCUCUCCCACUCUAGCCCCAGGACAGGAAACAGAGCUGCGUGAAAAAGGCGAAGUGAAACUUGGAUCUCUAUUUCUCCCAUAAGGGACUUCUGAAACAGGGAGAGGCCCUCCUCUAUGAACCCAGGGAAGGAGGCACAGCCUAUAUAACCCCUCUGGGGACACUAAAGACGGAAGGGGGUAAGGUGGCCCUUAGAGACAGAGCUUGGACAGACACCAGAGGCUCUGUUCCACAGUGCAGGAAGAAGGGGUGAGGGCAGGGGAGAUUCUCUUAGGGGAAAUAAAACUACUAAAA